GAUGGAGUUAUGAGACCCACCUGGCAGGGGAAGGCAGGUCGCAGUCCACUCCAGGCCCUGUAUCAGAGUGACCAGUUUGAGCAGUCAUCACUGCAGGCGGUUCACCAGCAGAGACGGGACAUGUUGAGCAAUGUCUGCAACCGUUACACCCGCAAGCGGCGUCUCCUGCAGCCGGAUGACUUACGGCACUUGGUGGUGGACGACACGCAUGGGCUGCUCUACUGCUAUGUGCCCAAAGUGGCCUGCACUAACUGGAAGCGGGUGAUGAUGGUCCUGACGGGGCAAGGCAAGUACCAGGACCCACUGGAAAUCCCUGCCCAUGAGGCCCAUGUCCCAUCCAACCUGCGCACCCUCUCCGAGUACAGCAUUCCCGAGAUCAACUACCGCCUGCGCAGCUACCUCAAGUUCAUCUUCGUGCGGGAGCCCUUUGAGCGCCUGGUCUCAGCCUACCGCAACAAGUUCACCCUCAGCUACAACACAGCCUUCCACAAGCGCUAUGGGACCAAGAUCAUCCGGCGGCACCGGCAGGAUCCCAGUGACGAGGCCCUGGAGCGUGGGGACGAUGUGCGCUUCGAGGAGUUCGUCUACUACCUGCUGGAUCCACGGACACAGCAGGAAGAGCCCUUCAAUGAGCACUGGGAGCGUGUGCACUCACUCUGCCACCCCUGCAUCAUCCACUAUGAUGUGGUGGGCAAGUAUGAGACCUUGGCCGAAGAUGCCGACUACAUCCUCCAGCUCAUUGGGGCCGACACGAGCGUCAAGUUCCCAGCUUCAUCCAAGACCACCAGGACAACGGAUGACAUGACGGCCCAGUUCUUUCAGGACAUUAGCCCCUUCUACCAAAGAAGACUCUUUAAUUUAUACAAAAUGGACUACUUGCUCUUCAAUUACUCCAUCCCCUCGUACCUCCGUAUCCGAUGA
Acanthisitta chloris (rifleman) is the source of this 921-nucleotide messenger RNA. RefSeq names its product carbohydrate sulfotransferase 11-like. The coding region runs from base 10 to 921 and encodes 303 amino acids. Gene Ontology annotation, cellular component: membrane. Lineage: Eukaryota; Metazoa; Chordata; Aves; Passeriformes; Acanthisittidae. Gene Ontology annotation, molecular function: sulfotransferase activity. The transcript is spliced from 2 exons. Gene Ontology annotation, biological process: carbohydrate biosynthetic process; proteoglycan biosynthetic process. The record is from RefSeq and is a predicted model, not a curated record.